UAGAAAAUAAAAUACAAAAAAAAAAGAACAACAACAACAAUGGCCACAACAGCGACGACGACACCCACACAGAAUAAAAAAGAGAUGAUUGUAUUUAUAAAUGAUGAUGAUGAUGAAAGACAACAAGAACAAUCUAGCCAUAAACUACGACAGCAAAAACAAAUAAAAACUGAAUCAAUCGAACAACAACAACAACAACAACAACAAAUGGAACAGAAGCCAAAGGCAAUAAUUGAUCACCAUCAUCAUUCUAAUGAUAUGGAUGAAAAUGAUGAAUUAAUAUCACAAGAUCAAUCGUUGACUGUAUCGAAACUAUCGUCUACUUCAAUGACAACCAAAACAACAAUAACAACAACAACAGCCACAACUUUGAAUUUUAAUCAUCAAAUGAAUUGUUGUCAUUAUAAUUUAUGUACGGAUGAUGAAUCAGCCACCACGAACAAUACCACCACCAUCACAACAAUGGCAAAUAUUGGCAUUAAUAAUAGUGGUGCUGAUGAACCAUUAACGCCAUCUGAUUAUUAUGAAUUUUAUCCAUUUUCCACUAAUAGUAAUGGUGAUGAUGAAAAUAAAAAACAAAAAUCAAAAAAAAUGAUUGAUCCAUCAUCAUCAAUUAUCAAUACAAUACGUCGUACAAGUGCAGAAUCGUAUAUUGGUUCAUAUCAAAAACGUUCAUUAUUAUCGGAACAUUUAUUUGUUGAACCAUUGAUUAUUGUCAAUGAUGCUAGCGAUAAUGGUGUUAAUAAUAAUGAUAAUGAUGAUGAACAAAUGAAUAACCCUUUGAAUGCUGCUACUACUACUACAACAACAACAACAACAAAAAAUGAACAACAACAACAAAAAUCUACAACAACAACAACAAAAAAACGACAUUCAAUAUCAGUUUCGAAUUUGCAAAUAUUUGCAAAUAGUCUAUUGACAGUGGCAUCAUUUGCUGAUGCUAAAAGUAGUCAAUUUAUUUCAUAUUUAAAAAAUGGUUGUCAAACAUCGAAUAUGACGACUGGCGCCAAAACAAACGAUAAUCAUGAUAAUGAUAGCGGCCAAACAAUAUCUGAACACAGUGGACGAUCAUCUAUAAAGAUGUAUAUAAAUCGAAAAAAACGUGAUAAUAAUAAUCAACAGAAAAAACCAACAACAAAAAAUGAUUCAGGUAAAACUUUGCCGCAACCAUCGAUGACGUUACAAAUGACAGAUGAUAAAUGUAAUACAAAUGACAACAAAAACAAUGGUCAACGAAAAUCAAGUAAAAAUAGAAAUUAUUUCAGUAAAUUUCAUUCAAAAUCUAAAACGACCAAAAUGACCACAACAACAACUAGUCCAUGCAGUAGCAAUGGUCAAAAUGAUGAAGAAAAUUUCAACGAAUCGAUACAGAAUAAUAAUGAUGAUGAAAAUUAUAAUUCAUCAAAUUCAAAUUCAAAUUCUAGUUUAGAUCAUCAUCAUAAUCAUCCCAAUAAUAAUAAUAAUAAUAACGAAGAACGUAAAGAUUCAAUUGUUAGUUCAUCAUCAUCAUCGAUAAUUAUGGAUUAUGGAUUUCAAGGUAAAAUAAUACGUGCCCAUUUACCAGAUGAUCAACGAACAAUUGUAUCGAUUACACCGGGACAAACUAUACGUGAUGUAUUGGAAAAAUCAAUGUAUCGUCGUAAAUUAACAUCCGAUAUUUGUACGGUAUAUCUUUGUGAUUCAAAUGAACCAAUCGAUUGGAAUACGGAUGUAUCAUUAUUGUAUCCUGGUGCUGAAAUACGUGUUAAAACCAAUGAACCAUUUCAAACAAUCCAAACACGUAUAUCACAUAAUUAUAUAAGAAAAACAUUUUUUACAUUGGAAUUUUGUGAAUGCUGUAAUCGUAUUCUAUUUCAUGGUUUUCGUUGUCAAACUUGCGGUAUUCGUUUUCAUACACGUUGUGCAUUACAAGUACCAAGUUUAUGUCAACCAUUACGCAUUGAUAAUUAUUAUCGUCAUUUAUUGGCAAUGAAUGCUAAUCAUCAAUAUCCAACUGGUGGUAAUAUGGUAACACGUGAUGGUAGUUUUUAUCAUUCAUCAUCGGUUAAUAAUCAUCAUCAUCUUCAUCAACAAAAAUGUAAAAAUACGUUUCAUCCAAAUCAAACUUCUUCAAUUAAACAACAACAACGACAACUGAAUAAAAUUGAAAUAAUAAAAACUGUUAACGAUGAUGAUGAUGACAAUGAUCAAUUAAUCAAUCAAUCAGAGGCUGUUAAUCAAUUAUCGCCAAAUUUUUUACGACCAGAUUUACAAACGCAACAACAACAACAACAGCAGCAAUCGCAACAACAACAUUCACGUGAACGUUCAACAUCAGCACCAAAUGUUUGUUUUAAUUCUACGGCCAUUAUAAUCGCUGAUAAUGAUGGUUCAAAACAUCCACCACCGCAACAAACAGCCAAAAUACAUUCAGCAACAACAUCGCCAACAAAUCCUAUUCAAACGAAUGAUUCAACAAAGAUAAUUACCACCACCACCACCGCCACCACCACCACUACUACCGGUUCUACAAUUAAUAAUAAUGGUAGACCACGUGCAAGAUCAGCUGAUGAAUCGGUGAAAAAGAUUAAAAUUAAUCAACAUAAUAAUCAUGGUUUAUAUCGUGAAUCGAUUGAAGAUUGGGAAAUACCACAGGAUGAAAUUCUGGUUGGACCACGUAUUGGUUCCGGUUCAUAUGGUACAGUGUAUCGUGGACAUUGGCAUGGACCAGUUGCAUUGAAAAAAUUGAAAGUUGCCGAACCUACGCAGACACAAUUGCAGGAAUUUAAAAAUGAAUUAACCGUAUUGCGUAAAACACGUCAUGUGAAUAUCAUUCUGUUUAUGGGUUGUGUAUCAAAACCACAUCUGACUAUAGUUACACAGUGGUGUGAAGGUUCUUCGUUGUAUAAACAUUUGCAUGUGAUUGAAACAAAUUUUGACAUUAUUCAAUUGAUUGAAAUUGCCAGGCAAACAGCACAAGGAAUGGAUUAUUUACACGCCAAACAUAUUAUUCAUCGUGAUCUUAAAUCGAAUAACAUUUUUCUACAUAAUGAUUUUACCGUAAAAAUUGGUGAUUUUGGCCUGGCUACUGUGAAAUCACAAUGGAAAGGUUCGCAAAAAUUUCAACAACCAACCGGUUCAGUAUUAUGGAUGGCACCGGAAAUCAUUCGAAUGAUCGAACCGAAUCCAUAUUCAUUUCAAAGUGAUGUUUAUUCUUAUGGUAUUGUUCUGUAUGAAUUAACAUCGGGUACAUUACCAUAUCGACAUAUAAACAAUAAGGAUCAAAUAUUAUUUAUGGUUGGACGUGGUUAUUUGAGACCAGAUCUAUCAUUAAUACGUGAUAACAUUCCAAAACGUUUCUCACGAUUAUUGAAUGAUUGUAUACAAUUUGAUCAUUGUAAACGGCCAUUAUUUCGACAGAUAUUAUCACGUAUUGAAAAUAUAAUGCAAUUAUUGCCAAAAUUUGAUCGUUCCCGUUCGGAACCAUCAAUACAUCAUCAUGAUAAUAAUUAUUCAUCAUUAUCAUCAUCGAUUGAUGAUCCAGAUUUAAUUAUUUUCAAUGAUUUUAUUGUGGCAACAACAACCACUACAACUUUGACGACUACAACGACAACUAAAACACGCACAAAACCAACAACAACAACAACAACAACUUGUUGUUCAUCCACAACAACGAAUAAUGAAUUACCAUUUUCAUUUUUUGUAACCGAAAACAUUUGACGAGAAAGAAAUUUA
Messenger RNA from Dermatophagoides farinae (American house dust mite), 3714 nucleotides. NCBI's taxonomy places the organism in Eukaryota, Metazoa, Arthropoda, Arachnida, Sarcoptiformes, Pyroglyphidae. The record is from RefSeq and is a predicted model, not a curated record.